This is a messenger RNA of Blepharisma stoltei, 2397 nucleotides long. The record is from the annotation of a GenBank genome assembly. Lineage: Eukaryota; Ciliophora; Heterotrichea; Heterotrichida; Blepharismidae.
AUGAGUUUCAGCUUCCAAAUGAAGGAUUCUUACAAGCCGAAAUCUAUAGUUGAGUCUUCUUGAACCAAGCUUGAAAACAUUUUUUCAACCCGUGGAACUUCUGAAUCCUCAACAAAGAAAUCUCGCUCAAAAAGCACAGAUAACUCAAAGAAGCGGAAAAAUCCAUACUUUAUAUCAGAUUUUCGCAAUCAAAGCACAACCAGAUCAAAUAAUAUCUCACCUUUGCGUAGAAAAAUUAUAACGAAUGAUAAUAGAGAUAUUUCUACAAGUCGGCCUACAAGUCUUUCAGUUUCUUCUCUUUAUCCUAAAGUUUAUAACUCACCAGUUAAAUUAUCAGUCCCUGGGCUUUCAACUUUACAGCUUCAUAGAAUUUAUGAAGCAAGAUGCAAAGACCUUCUCAUUCCAGUACUUUUAGACCAAGAAAGGAUAUUUUUCAAUUUCUGCUUAAAGCAUUUUAAAAAUAGAAGGUUUGAAUUAAAUGAGUCAGGAAUUGGCGUUGAAAGCGCCAUAGCAAUAGGAGAAAUUUUGCUGAAUAAUGAAGAGUUCGCGUAUUUAGAGCUCGCUAAAAAUAAAAUGGGAGAUGAAGGCGCUAUUGAAUUAACAAAACUGAUAUGUAAAAAUAGAUUUUUGGUGCAUUUAGAUAUGAGUAGCAAUGAUAUUAGCCCGGAAGGAGCUUCAACAGUCAUAAAUUUGAUAGCGGAUCAUCCAACGAUAGUUAGUUUGAAUUUAUCUUCAAAUGAAGCAUUGCAUAGGAACAGGCUGGGAGUGCUAGGAGCUAUAGCAAUCCAAAAAGCUUUACAAAGCAGCAUACUUGGGUUUAUAAAUAUCAGUGGAACUUCAUUAGGGAAUGAUGGCUUAGUGUAUAUAAUUGAAGGGCUUAGAAACAACCAAUCUUUGGUUUCUUUGAAUCUAUCAAAUAAUGGAUUAGGAACUGAAGGUUUGGACAAGCUUUCUCAAUCAAUUUCAACCUCAUCACUAAGAAUGCUAGGAUUUUCUCAAAAUAGGAUAGGAAAUGAUGGAUGCAGUUACAUCUCAUCUUUGCUUGCUGGAAACUAUGACGGGCCUUGCCCUUUAGAGAGUUUAGAUAUAUCGAAAAAUGAAAUAGGAACUAAAGGACUAGCUAAAUUAUUUUUUUCACUAAAAGGAAACACUCAACUUCAUACAUUGAAUCUAGAAAAAAAUCCAUUUUCCACAGGACUUUCGUCAUCUUGCCAACAAUUUUUGAUAGAAAAUGAGCAUUUAAAAUAUUUAAAUCUUUCAGGGUGCGAAUUAAAAUCAGAAGGCAUCCAUAUGCUAUUUACUGGAUUAGCAAAAAAUAAAGGAUUAAUAUCGCUUGAUAUAAGUUCAAAUGAUAUUGAUGAUAUUGGGAUAGAAAUUAUAGCUAGUGGCAUUGCAGGGAACCAAAACCUAAAAUUACUUGACUUAAGCAGUAAUAAAAUAAAAAACCGAGGAGGAUGUGCUUUGGCCAAUGCAUUUAAAAUUAACAGAACACUUGAAGAUUUAAAUCUCAAAGAAAAUAGUAUCAAAAAUAUUGCAGGGCAGCUAUUUAGCGAAGUAUCAAGAUAUAAUACUAAUAUUUUAAGGCUGAAUUUAGAAGCAAACCAAAUAAAUUUCAAGUAUUUCAACGAAAUUAAGCAAAAUUUGGCUCAUAAUAAGCAGCUUCAUAUAAAAAACUUGAUUCCAAAACUGAAAAAUAAGCUUGAAGAUAUGCAGUUUGAUGAAAGAGCUAUUGAAGAGAUCAAAGAGCAGACUGAAUUAAGGAAAAGAGAAAGAGAAGAACAAAUGCAAAAGUUAUAUAAACUAAAUGAAAAAUACGAAGAAGUUAAGUAUACUGAAUAUCAAAGGUUUCUUGAGCUAGAAAAUGAACUAAAAAGUUAUAGAGAAACUAGCAUUGAGCUCAGUAAAAGUCUGGAUUUUUUAAGCUUAGAAAUCAAUGUGAAUGCUAUUUAGAAAGAAACAAUCCGAGGAAAUAAUGAAGUAAAUGAAUGAUUUCAGAAAAUCGGCAACGAAAAAGCUGCAUGCAAGCAGCUAGAAAGAGAAAGUAAUUUAUAUACAGAAACGCGCUUAAAAGAAGAAAUUAACUUGAAAAAAUGCCAAAACCAAAGCGAAAUUGAUAAUUUUAAAGAAAAGGUCGAAAAAGAAGAAACUUCUAAAAGAAAUGCUGAAAUUACUCUAAGCUAUAUCAAGAGAAAGCUUGAAGAGAAAAAACUUGCCUUAAACGCGAUAAAGCACCCAAAAGUCCCUGCAAGAGAACCUAAAACCUUCUUAGCUAGUGAAAAAUUAGCAUCAACUAAAAAGCAAAACCAUCGAAUCAUUGCAAUAGAAUCCCGCACUAUCGAUUCCAAUACACCAUCACCUAUCAAAUUAAGACGAACUAAAAGCUCUGGAAGAUCAUAA